AACGCCUGAGUGUUCGUGCACUGACAGAAAGUAGCCUCUGAGCAUAUACAGACUGCUCUCCCCUUACCUUGGCAACUGCCGCCUCUGCCUUCCUUGCGCGGUUUGAAGGGUCCCUGGGAGGCCAUCCAGUCGCACCUGCCUGUUCAGUGCAGGAUUUUGCGGCUUCAGCCUCCCUGCCAGAAAGGCCACCCAGCAGCUGAGGGUCCACUGUGAGAGUCGCAGGCUGAGGGUUACUAAUGGAAAAAGUCCUCGCGGAGCCCCAAAAGUCACCGGGAAGUGGAGGGGCUGCGCUGUGAAAGGGAAAUGCGUGGAGGCCGAGGGCCUCUUUUCAGCCCAUGGGCCGCAUUUCCCACCCCGUGGAAAAAGCUACCUGCAGCAAGAAGGGAAAAAAACCUGUCGCUUCCCCCUCACGGGGCUACAAUGUCCAGCGCCCUUAUAGAACUACAGUUCCCAGGAGAGCGGUUCUCAACUUGUGGGUCCCCAGAUGUUGUUGGACUACAACUCCCAUCAUCCCUGAGCUCUGGCCUUGCUAGCUAGGGGUGAUGGGAGUUGUAGUUCAACAACAUCUGGGGACCCACAGGUUGAGAAAGGCUGCUAGGGAAGCUGUAUGCUUUGGAUCAGAGGUGGGCAACCUAAGGCCCGUGGGCCGGAUACGGCCCAAUCACCUUCCCAAUCCAUCCCACAGAUGGUCCGGGAAUCAGCGUGUUUUUACAUGAGGAGAAUGUGUCCUUUUAUUUAAAAUGCAUCUCUGGAUUAUUUUUUGGAGCAUAGGAAUUCGUUCAUUUUUUUUUCCUCUUCAAAAUAUACUCUGGCCCACAACAUGCUCUGCAGGGUGGUUGACCGGCCCACGGCUGAAAAAGGUUGCUGACCCAUGGUUUGGAUGCCGUUUAAAUGCAUGACAUGGAUCUGCCCUCAUCAGUUAACAUUUUACUUGGAGGGGAGGAGAGGGAGUGAGGGAAGAGGUGUUGACUUAUCAUCCUAGGAGCCUUCCUCUCACCCUUCACAGCACACAAAGGACCACCACAUGUUCCUUCCAGCUCCUCUGGCAGGAAUGCCAGCCAAAGAGGGCCCGAGCAGGGCACGGGCACUCUUUCCUGCUUUAGACUUUGCCCUUUCCAUUGGUGCCAGCUGGUUUGGCAGCUUUUGUGUAACCUUUCCUCACAUUGCAGUUAAUGCUUCCCUUUUGCUGAAAGCUGAAUCACUGGUCUGGUGUUAUUAUAGCUUGAUGCUAGGUGUAUCUGGACGUUUUCCCGGUUUUUCUUUGUAAGGGAUGCCGAUCUUUGUACUCUGCCCUGAAAGCAUAUAAAGGCGCAGCGGCCCAGGGGCAGUAAAGCAUAAUGGCAUCAGCCCCAUGGAGUGCCCUGUUCUGGGUUGCUGCAAUUAGCACUGUUGGCUUCAGAAUCAUUGAAGGCAAAGGUAAGGGGAGUGUUUCAUUUUUGACUGAUAAAGAGUGAAAUAGCCCCUUGCAAUCCACUCUUGAGGAGAGUGAAGAGGAGCAUCUCUGUCUGUGUCAGUCACCUCUUUACAUUUUUCCAGUUACACCAUUUUUGUAUUAUUAUUCUGUAGAAGAUACAGUGACAUUUCUCAGUAGUAGAACACCUGUCUUGCAUGCAGAAGGCCCCAGCUUCAAUCCCCAGUGGCAUCUCUAGGUAGGGUUAGGAAAGCCCGUCAGAAACUCCAGCAAGCCACUGGCAAUCACAGACAGUUCUGAGCAAGAUAGAUCAAUGGUCUGACUUGAUCUAAGAGCAUCUUCAUGCAUUAUUCAGAAAUACAACUCAGAAUGCACCAGCUGCUCCCUCCCACCCUUCACCCCUCUCUUGCAAACAGCAGCCCAUCUCAUUCCUGUGUCUGACACUCUGCAUAAGAGCACUUCAAUUUCUCCAACUGCCACUCAUGGGGGAGGAUGGUUGCUGGAUUUAAAAAAGAUUGGGGUGAGGGAGUGGUGUGUGUGUCUGAGAGAGAGAGAGAGAGAGAGAGAGAGACAGACAGAGACAGAGACAGAGACAGAGACAGAAGAGGGACUAGAAAUUGAUUCUGUGAUGUGUUCUCUUACGUUUCCUCUCUUACUUGGCAGUAAAUCCCAUUGUACUGUAUCUGGAAAAUGCAUAGGGAUGGGUUAGAGAUGACAGUGGUAGGAUAAAGAUUUACCAAUAGGAGGCGAGGGUGGUGGAGAGGCAGGGAAAGGCAAUUUGCAUUGGUUGAAGACUUCCCCACCUUCUGAUAGCUAAAGGCAUCAAAACAAGUGAUAUCCCGCCACUUAACUGCAUGUGCUGGCUUCAGGACCAAAGCCAUUGGGGGAGGCUCUAUAGCAUUUUAUUUACACUAUCCUCUGCACCGCAUGUUCUUAUAAGAUUGCCAGUAGUACAUGUGAAAAGGAUCUAGAGUGGACCACAAGCUUAACAUCAGUCAACAGUGUGAUGUAGCUGCAAAAUAACCUAAUGCUAUUCUAGGAUGCAUCAAGAGGAGUAUAGUGUACCAAUCAAGGGAAGUAAUAGUCCUGUUCUGUUCUACCUUGGUCAUACCACACCUGGAAUACUGUGUCCAGUUUUUGGCACCACAAUUUAAGAAGAAUAUUGACAAGCUGGAAUAAGUGCCGAGGAAGGCAAUCAAGGGUCUGGAAACCAAGCCUUAUGAGGAACAGUUGAGGGAAUUGGGUAUUGGGUAUGUUUAGCUUGGUAAGGAGGAAACAGAGAGGAGACAUGAUAGGCAUCUUCAAAUAUCUAAAGGGCUGUCACAUGGAGGAUAGAACAAAUUUGUUUUCUCCUGCUCCGGAGGCUAGGAACCAAACCAAUGGCUCCAAGUUAAAAGAAAUGAGAUUCUGACUCAACAUCAGGAAGAUAUUUCUCACAGUAAGCGCUGUUCGACAAUGGAACAGACUCCCAUGAGAUGUGGUGCACUCUCAUUCUUUGGAGGUUUUAAAGCAGAGGUUGGAUGGCCAUCUAGUUAAUUUAGUUGAGAUUCCUCCAUUGCAGUGGGUUGGGCUAGAUGACCCUUUGUCAAGAAUGUAUAACUUGCUGUUGAAAUGGAAUACUCAGGAUGAAACGGUGAAAUCUGCUAUGAUUAAAUGGGCACAAGAUGUUGGACAUACAUAAUGAUGGCUGACUGGGAACAGUUAUGGACCACAGGUAUGAAGUUUACGGCAUGUAAUACCUUAAGAGAGAAUAUUAUGAAAAUGAUAUACAGGUGGUACAUGACACCAGUCAAGCUUGCAAAAAUCUAUCACCUGCCCAAUAAUAAAUGUUGGAAAUGUAAAGAAACCGAAGGUACAUUCUUUUACCUUUGGUGGAUGUGCCCAAGGAUUAAGGCUUUCUGGGAGAUGAUUUAUAAUGAAAUGAAAAGGGUAUUUAAAUAUACCUUUCUGAAGAAACCAGAGGCCUUUCUCCUGGGCAUGGUCGGCCAAAUGGUGCCAAAGAAGGAUAGAACUUUCUUUAUGUAUGCCACAACAGCAGCAAGAAUUCUUAUCGCAAAGUACUGGAAGACACAAGAUCUACCCACCCUGGAAGAAUGGCAGAUGAAGGUGAUGGACUACAUGGAAUUGGCGGAAAUGACUGGCAGAAUCCGUGACCAGGGAGAAGAGUCGGUGGAAGAAGAUUGGAAGAAAUUUAAAGACUAUUUACAGAAAUAUUGUAAAAUUAAUGAAUGUUAGAAUGAUGUUGGAAUGAAGCUAGGUGGUUUAAGCAGCAAUUCUAUAAAGGUGUAGGUAAAAAAGGAUUGAUAACAGAUGAAAAUUUAAAGUUAUAGUAUAUUAAGUUUAAGAAUCAUGAGAAAACAAAGAGGGAAAGAAAUUGCUGAUUUAACUAAUUGAACUGGAAUACAAAAAAGGGAGGUAUGAGGAGGUCAGGGAAACAAGGAUAUGAAUGUAAGUUAUGGAAAGAUUGAUCUAUUUUUCUUUUUCUCUUUUCUCUUUAAGGGUUUUUUUAAUUCUUUUUUCUGUAUUUUGUAUUUUGUAUUUUCUUGUAUUUUCACUUUUUGUUUUUGUGUAAUUCUUGUAUUCUUUGAAAUCUUAAUAAAUAUCAUUAAAAAAAAAAUAGAUGACCCUUGGGUUCCCCUCCAGCUCCCCAAUUCCAUGGUUUUUACCAGGUGACUGCAGGACUCCCUUUGGGAUGAUCCUCAGGGCUGUUGUCUGCAAGGUUCUUUCAUAAAACGGUCUAUGACUUUGAUUUCUGGUUUAUCUGUUUUUAAGCUCAGCGUUAAACAGAAAAAGCUGCCAACAUUUAAAAUGAAAUAGUAUAUUUUUUAAAAGCUACAACCAGAGAAAACCCACUUUAACUCAAAGUGCUGAUUGCAGAGGAUGGCUGCUCUCAUGUCCUUUAUGUGGAGGGAGAAGGGAGGCUGCUUUUGGCUUUGCACAGAUCCUUUCUAGGGAGGGGCGUGGUCAGGCCCAAUGCUCUCUGGCCCCCUGGUUUUAUAUAAUUCUAUACCUUUGCCUCUAUGUUUGCGAUUUCACACAUUUAAAAAACUUUAUUUGUAUGCACGCAUUGUGUAGGUCCAGAAGGCGCCCACCCAGAAGUGGCCACAAAAUAUGGACGGCUUCGAGGGACGCAAGCAAGUGUAAAGGGCACAGAGCGGCUGGUCAAUGUCUUCCUGGGCAUCGCCUUUGCAAAGCCUCCCACUGGCUCCUUGAGAUUCUCCUCACCUCAGCCGCCUGAGCCAUGGGAUGGCGUGAGAGAUGCUACCACGUACCCAGCGGUGUAAGAGAGAUGCAGUUGGAUCCUCUUGGCUGCACUGGGGAAAUAAAAACCAGCAGAGAGGAAUGUUUGAGGGGAGGUGCUGGGAACCACCAGCAUGUUUUCAUCAUCAUCUUUUUUUAAAGAAUUCAUUCAUUUUAUAUUUUUUGAGAAAGAAAUCACUGGAAACAAAACAGGUCUAAUUGCUGAAAGAAAAUUCUGUUUUAACUUAACAUGUACACCACAGAAAUUCCAAUAUCUGCAACCUUAAUGGGUCAGAGCAGUCCAGAUGUUUCAGCAACCAGCCCUCAGCCAUUGGAGGCCAAGAGCUCUUUCACUGUUAAUCCCACAACAUUUUAGCUGCAUUCAAUAAAUUCAUAAUUAAUUAUUUGACCAUGUUAGACAAAUAAUUUGCAAUUAUAUUAAUUCAAUGCUAAUGGGCUCUAAACUCAGGAUGGUUAAUUAUUUGACAGAAGGCAUGGAAUAUUAUGUUCCAAUAAGGUUGUGAAGGCUUAUAGUCCCAUCACAUUUGUAGCACAUCUUUCCUAAGACAUCUAUAUUCCCAGCAUUUAAAUCUAUUAACAGAGGAUAUCCUGUUUUCAAAGUAAAACAAUUUAUACUGAAUUCUCUGAACAGAAAGGCUGAGUGGUCCUGCUCUGAUUGACUGAAGCAUUGUCAUCCAUUUUCUAAGAUUAGAGUGCCAAGAAGACCCCUUUCUUGUUGCCCUUUUGUUAAAAAACAAACAAAGUAAGAACAGUUGAUUAAGUCCACACCUUUGCCAGUAAACCUUUAAACUGGCCUAUGUCAGUUUCUCCCUGAUGCCACCUCUCGUGACCUCUUGCAAAUUAUUAUCUUUAUAUUUGAGCUAGUAUGUUCACUAUCUGUGGGGGUGUCCUUUCUGCAGGUGCCCCCAGGAUCUGGAUAUACUCAAAGGAAUUCAGAAGAGAUGGAAAGAAAAGCACCCGCCCUUCCAAAGUUCCGAGGACUGUUUGUAUUUAAACAUUUAUACUCCCGCAGAUUCCCCCAAGGCAUCCAAGCUGCCAGUAAGCACAUAUUUUAAAUGGACUGAAAGCAGUGCUGCAAAGCAGGGUGGCUGGCAGCAGAUUCUGGGUUGAUGGCAGUGGCUCUUGCCAAUGUCAUUUUACUCUGAAGACUCUUCUGCCUCUCGUGUUCUUACAAAGGGCAAUUUUGAUUGGUUACGCCACAUCCUUUCUUUAAUUGUUCUGAAUAAAAUAAAAUAAAAACUGGAUAACUGCAUCUUGAACUGCACAAAAAACUAAAUGGUUGUCUGUUGUUGCAAAAUUGCCUGACUACGAUGAUACAUCUUUGCCAUCCAUUACAAAAUAGUCUAUAUAUGUACAAUUAUUAUGUGCUAUUUGUUUCAAAAACAUUUUAUGAAAAAUGCUCUCUAGCAACCUUCCAGUCAUUCCCUUCCGCCCCUGUUCUUUUGAAGGUGAUGGUGUGGAUUCACGGAGGGAACAUGAUAUUUGGGGCAGCUUCCAGGUUUGAUGGUUCCGCACUAGCUGCCUAUGAAGAUGUGGUGGUGGUCAUCCUUCAGUACAGGCUGGGCAUUUUGGGGUUCUUCAGGUAAGAGGCUUUGGCUAAAGGUAUUCCAGGGCCCUUUUCACUAGAGGGGCGUUGGGUUGACCUGUCGGGUCAGCUCUUCUCUCCACUUGUGCAUCUGAACCCCCUCAGAAGGACCUGGCAUUGACUCAAAGUGCCAAUCUUUUCUCCAAAAUCCACCUGAGCGCUGAGCUUGCUGUUCCUUGUCAACGCUUUCCUUUCAGCACAGGGGACGAGAGUGCUCGAGGGAACUGGGCCCUUUUGGACCAGGUGGCAGCUCUCCAGUGGAUCCAGGAAAACAUCGGAGCUUUCGGGGGCGAUCCGGAAUUGGUGACUCUCUUUGGUGUCUCUGCAGGAUCCAUGAGUGCUUCAGCCCAUGUGAGUUCCAAAAUGUUAUAUGGUGGGGGUUGCUAUUAUAGUAAUAGACUGCUUAAUUCUCAGGUGGACAUUUUACAAAACAUAAAAUAAUGAUCUCUGACAUACUCUCAAAGCUGUGGAAAGGAUGGGUGGGGGUAGCGGUCUCUGCUAACUUGCAGAACCCAUGUAAUCAUGGCGCGUAAAGUGGCCCUUUUUGCUCUGGCUACAGGAAAGAUUAGGAAGAAGGAAUUGGGUGCAAUUGGUGUAAGUUCUAUGGGGACUCAGAGGCCUAAUUUGAUGUUCAGCGCUUUUGUUAGGUCAGUGGCAGGGCAUAAUGUCUGUUGCCAAUGGUGUCCUUUCUCCUCUGCCAGGUUAUGUCUCCCUUGUCAAAGGGUUUAUUCCACAGAGCCAUCCUGGAGAGCGGUGUCUCACAGCUUCCAAUAAUCUUCCAGAACAGGUCUAAGUCUGCUGAAGUAGGUUUGCUUGUUUGACCAGAUGAGACCAAAAUGUUUUCUGUCCCAAGGAUGCUGGCUUUUUCUUUUCUUUUUUAAACACGGCCCAGGUAGCAAAAGUUGGGUGGAGUCCCCCAGUGUCAUGAAUGCAGGGCAGGGCAGGGCCGGCUCACAUAUGAGGUAGGCUGAGGCAACCGCCCCAGGUGGUGGAAUCCCAAAAGGCGGUGCCCUGCAGGUGUCCUGUCCCCCUUGCUGCCUCCACCUCUGGCAGAAACAAAACAGUGGCAACUUCCGGUGAGCUCUUGCCAAGAUCUUACUGAAAUCUCACGAGAUCUCACCACAACCCACCACCACAGCUUCUCUCAGUGCCAUGACUGGAAUUAGUAACAGGUAACAGGUGAGGCACAGGGCCAAUCUGGAUUAAAACAAAAGGGCACCAGGUAGUAGCAAUAUGCACUCUUGCCCUUUAGAAAUGGAGGUGUGAGGUAUGUUGUGCUGCUUUCGGCUGAGGGAGAGGGACCAUUCACAUAGGUAUGGUCCUGUUGGUAUAUAGACGGGAGGAGGCCUGCCAUGGAGAUGUGAUUAAAAUGGGUCCCUCAGCACCCUGACAGGGCCCUACUCCUAUAGGGUGAGGAUGGUGGGCCGUUCAUGCCCACCAUGAACCCAGGUGGUUGGGCAAUGGGCAGGGUGCUCCUAAGGGCCUGAAAAUAACACACUGGGGAAUUUUUAAUGUGGGCAUAUUGGACUUGGGGCCUACAUGCUGAGGACAAGAUGCACUGUAAAGACUCAAAACACCUGUUCCUUGGGGUCAGGGAUAAAAGGACAGGCAAAACAAUUGCUUUCUGUCACCAGAGCUCCAGCAUUCUUAGGGACAUAUGGAGGGCACUGAAACCUGCUGAAAGCUGUUCCUUCAGAUCAGGGGACUGGGGUAGUCACCUAGAGAGGUUAAAUAAUACCUCAAAAUGACAUUUUUUCUCAUUGGGGCCCCAAAGGUUCCAUGGCAACACAGCAGGUUGGGCAGCCUUGAAACCCUUUCCAUCAGGUUUCCUUGGCAACAAGAUGAAUGCAUACCGGGGUCACAACUCACCCCAAAAGCCAUGUUUAAGGCCGGCACACCACAAUAGUGCUUUCUGGUGGAAUUCUAAAGCAACCCUCAAAAGGAGUUGGGAAUUACAGUGAAAAUGGGGUGGGGCACUUGCCACUUUUUAGUUUGACAAAUGGUGGACUCUCUGUUCUCCACCCUUUGAAUGCUUAGUGUGCCAGAGAUGGCAGCAGAUAAGAGUUCCUGUCAUUGUGUACAUAUACAGAAAAUUGCCCGUAUCUUUGGCUGUGAGAUGACCACUUCAGCCGCCUUAGUCCACUGUCUCCGGCAGAAGAGUGAGCAGGAGCUGAUCCAUGCUGACCUUAGCAGGCAGGUAAGUGACAUGAGUGAUCAGGAAAGAGCCUUGAUGCCCUGCUCAGUUGUUUCUCCCCUCCCAGUGAGGGGAACCACCUAGAGUGCUCAUUAAGACCUUCUGCUCCAAGUGCGUAUUGCUGUUUAUGAGGGCAAGGAGGAAUGGACCAGCCCGUCUUAUAGCUUCCUUUUUGUCCUAGUGUACAGUGGUACGUCUGGUUAUGAACUUAAUUCAUUCCAGAGGUCUGUUCUUAACCUGAAACCAUUCUUAACCUGAGGUACCACUUUAGCUAAUGGGGCCUCCCACUGCCGCUGCGUAGCUGCCGUGCGAUUUCUGUUUUCAUCCUGAGGUAAAGUUAUUAACCCAAGGUACUACUUUCAGGUUAGUGGAGUCUGUAACCCAAGGUACCACUGUAAUAUAAAUACAGAAUAUAAAAAGUGCAGAAAUUGGAUUUAAAUACAUAUUUGUGUACAUGUUUAAAUAGAUCUUUUAUUUGAUCAGAAUAUUAUUGAUUUAUUAAUCUCAAGGCGAUGUACAAUAAAAACAACUAAAAACAGACAAAAACUGUGGAGCACAUCAGUUUUCUUGGUGCUCUUGUGUCCUGCGUGCCUUGAAACAGGAGGGUUGGUGGCUAGAGCUCAGGUGGCGUAAGACUUGGUCCAAACCUGACUGAAGAGGGUGAGGCUGCAGCAUCGUGCCCACUAAACAGUUGGCAGAGAGAUGGGGAGAAUACAACUUUGCUUGUUCUUCUCAAUCUCUUGGCGGCUUUCAAUGCCAUUAACCACAACAGCCUUCAGGAGUCACUCAAGGAAGUGGGGUUUGGGGGCACUGUACUUCCUUGGUUCUGCUCAUGGGAAGCUACUCAUGGUUCCAUCUUGUCCCCCAUGCUAUUGAACAUCUAUAAAGCUGCUGGGAGCUGUCAUCAGGAUUUUUGAAGGUGCUGCCAAUAGGCAGGUGACACCCAGCUCUAUCUCUCUGCUCCAUCAGAAUCAGGAGAGGUAACUGAGGUGCUAAGACAGGCUGAGCUCCUCAUUCCUCCCGGACUAUUUUGGCUUGGUCAGGGUGGAGGGUGGGGAGUGGUCCUGGGCCCUUCAGUUAAACACCUUCUUUCCUUCCCUUUGCUCAGGGCUUAGGGCCAGCUUUGGAUGGUGUGUUUAUGCCGAAGACCCCAGAGGAGAUUCUGGCUGGGAGGGAGGUCAGUGCUGUGCCCCUCAUGGUCGGAGUCACCAACCAUGAAUUUGGCUGGAAUUCGCGUGUGGUAAGAUCCCGCUAGCAAGGCCUUUUCAUUCUGCCCCCCAAAUGUCUGCAUGAAAUCCCUGUGACAGGAGGGGCCUCACAACUAGGCUAUGAAUUUAAUGGCUGGUGGUGGUUUCUAAGCAUAAACCUACUCCUUUAGACCCCAAAGGCUCAUUAGAUGUUCUCAAGCAGAAGUUCUUGGAGACGAACUGGUUCACUGUGGGCAAUAAUGGAUCUCAACAAAGAUGUUUUAAUAAUUAAAUAACACGGACAAAUGAACAUUCCCAACCAAGAAUUACUCUGGAGUUUCUCUCAAAGACACAGAUAACCCUUCUUUUCUCUUUUGAUGCAGACUGGGACCCUGGAAGGGUUUAAGGACGUGGGAGACAGGGACAGAAUCCGUACUACUUCAGAAGCAAUCCUCCCCGUUUUGGUAACUAUUUGUUUUGUUGAUUUGCAUCCUUUCUCUGAGAAACUUUGAGAAUAAAUUUUCUGCAGAUAGGAUUGAUUAUGAGCACCACCCUGUAGAUGUUUGCUUGGAUGGGGCAAAUCAUGCCUAGGCUGAGAGGUGACUGGUGAUGGAGGGAGUUAGGAUCCAGAGGAGUCCUCUCCUGACUUCAUAGGGAUGGAAUGGGAGCUCUGGCAUUAGCUCUGAUGGUUGCUUGCAGGGUUGGCAGAGGAGGAGGAGAAGGGGGCAAGAGAGGGAACUAACCCCUGUCCCUCUCCUUCUCCUGAAGCCAUUGGAAGCAGCUGCUUACGGGGGGGGGGGGAGCUUCACAGCCCUCACAUGUUCCCAGCCAGUGGCCUUCCCCAAAGCCCCCCAGAUCAUUCCUGACCCAAUCCUGGGAGGGGGCCUUAGGACUUCUGCUUCAGUUCCAUUCAGAAGAACAUGGGUGUAGCAGUGGCAGAGUAUGAGGGGGGAGAAUAACCUUUUGCCUCCCUUUCCCAAGGUAGGCUAGACAUGAUGCCCAAGGCCAGUUAGGCUUCCACCAGCACACCCUUUUUAGCCUCCUCUAACGUGGAGGGGAGUGCUUUCCAGAAUCCCAAGGCAAAUUUAUCAGAAACAGAAAUAGCAUCCAGUUCAUUUGUCCCGCCCCAGCGGCUGGCUUUUCUCGGUCAACCUGCUUCUUACACACUUGUAGCACAAAUCAAGUAACAAAGGGCACGUUUGAGAAAGGAGGGGACCCCCCCCCCGCCCCAGCAAUGGCCAUUUCCCACCAUCUCUUUUCUUCUCUCGCAGGGGAUCCCACUUGAACUCCUGCCAAUGGUACUUGAUGAGUACCUUGGGGACACCAACGACUUGGAUGAACUCAGAGAUGGGUUCCUGGACUUGAUUGGAGAUGUGUUCAUUGUUAUCCCAUCCAUAAAAACAUUACGGUAUCACAGAGGUAAAAAGAGUGUCCCCUGCCCCCGCCAGGUGUUACUUAUAAUAAAGUCUCCUCUUGACAUUAAAACACUUCUGACGCAUGCCAUUUGAGGCACACCAUUUCCCUCAGAGGAUCCCCAGAGCCAGAAUGUGAGGCGUCUGGAGUUUGACUCCAAGAGACUCUCUGUGUAAUUUCUCAAGUUCAACUCUACUUGGAGGAAGGAACAAAAUUAUUUCCAGAUAUCAAAGACUUUCAGGAAUUUAGCGUGGGGAGCCUGGAGUCAGGGCUCUUGUGUGUGUUUGCAGUUUCCAAGUGCUGGCAUAGCAAGCAAGCAUUGUCUCCCCCUCUGCCACUUCAGUAAUUUAUACUGUAAACUCAGGACAUCCAGCAGGUCUGUAAUUCCUUGCGUCUAAGAUUUACAUAAGCUGCCACAACUGCUUUGAGGGAGAAGACCAGAUUUAUCCAUGUGAGUAAAUAGGCAAGAGGGGUCAGUCAGCAUUUUAUUUGAGUAUUUCGGAUGGGAGGGAGAAUAAAAUUGUUCUGGUUUAAAUUGUAUUAUAAGGCACAAUAUCUGCUUCUGAUACCAGAUUUGCUUCUUGCAAACCACUGAUGGAGUACAUCACAUAGGCAUUCUGCAGCUCAUGAGUCGCAUCACUGAAAGUUCAGAAGACAUUUUUUUCCUAAGUAACUGUAGGGAUGCAACAAUUAUUUCCUUCAUCUGUAUUGUCAAGGGCUCCUGUGAUGAUACCCCAAAAUUGCAAUCAUUAUUCUGUGUAGCUGCGAUUAGAGUUCCUAGCUAAGUUUCACCAGCUCCUGUGUGGCGUUUCUUUCCUAGUUAGAAGCUUUUUGCAACUAUUUCUCAGCUGCACGUAAGUCCUAGUCAGUUCUCAGCAACCUUUGGUUCUUGGCCUGGUUAUAGUGGAGAGCUUUGCUUUUUGCGGCACUUGAUUUAUGUGAGCCCUUGAGCAGCGACCGAGCAACCAAUCACACCCAGAACCUUCCUCACAAGGCACAUCCCCACCCCUCAUCGUUGGGGGUCACGUGGGCUUCUGUGCUUACCAAAGGAGAGAACACUUGGCUGAGUUCAAUGCCAGCUUCUUUGAUCCCUGGGCCGACAAGAUGAGUAAAUCAUUCCUGAAUUGGACUAAAGUCUGUGGGUGAAAAAGGCCAAGGUAUGAACUUCCUCACCCAUUAGAAAAUACAGGCCUGGUCAAAGAUGAAGGCUGACUGAGCCACUGAGAGCAGGUCAUGAAGAAGUCCCACUGGGAGUAACAUGAAAUUAUGGUGCAAGGGCUGCACCCAUCUCACAAGUGCCCGCAUAACCCCCGUUGCAUCUUUUCAGGGUUUCUCUUUUCAAAUGCACUAAAUCUGCAAGGUAAUUUUUCAAAGCCUUUGAUUCAUAGGCUUUGUAUGUUUCUAUGGAUCUAGAUAAUGUUUUUGUGCAAAUGGAAAGUGUGUUACAAGCUUCUAGACAAAGCUCCUGAGAAGAGGGGUACAGGAUCAAGUCCUUGGAUCAACUGUGCCUAUUUAGUCCAUCUAUGCCAGCAGUGGCUCUCUGGUGUCUGACGCUGAGAGGGUUUCCCCCUCUCCUCUCCUCUCCUCUCCUCCCGUCCUGAUCCUUUUCACUGGAGGUGGGACCUUCAGCUCUUCUGCAUGCAAGAUAGGCCCCCUGGUGUUGAGGUACGGACAGUCCAGCUUCUGUGGAGGGGUCAUUGGUGGCAUCUUUCUGAACCACCAAGCCAAACGCAUGCUCCUCACUCCUCUGUUUGUCAACCUCUAGCUGCUAUCAUCCAAGUGGGGUUGAAACUCAUCCUGACAAGGCUGUGGGCAGAUGGUCUCCGGAUUCAGAGGAAUGGUGCACAGUCUGCUCUGGACAGGGUUGCCCUGCCUCAAAAAAGCUGAGGGAUUCUCCUGGAUCCAACUUUGUCACAGGAGACUCAAGCGGCCUUCGUGGCUGCAGACCCUUUUGCCAGCUGAAAGGGGUGAUCAGAAGUAUUUUGCUUUUGGGGGUCAUUUCCGUGGGGGUGGUGUGGAAACUCCCCCAAGGUCAGAUAAGGAUCAGAGUUGAAAUCCUAGAACCUUAGUGGUGGGUGGCUUUACCUUGAAAAACAAACAGGCUGAGGAUUUUUUUUUCUUUCCCCUUUUUCUAAUAGCAUGUCCCACAGGAGCACCCAGAAAAAGAAUGCAACUAGUAGCACUGUUUCCUGGGGUGUUCUGGGAUAGUGGGAAGGGAAGAAUGCCUGCCCCUCUGAGCCAAUGACCUUUGGAGACCUCUUGGAAGCUUCAGUCGGUACAGACGUCAGCAGGCAGGAUUUUGACUGGCCCAGAGGGCAGUAACAUGCUGUCCCUUCAAGAGGCAAAGUCAUGAGGCUGCAUUCUGAGGAGGAGGCUGUGUGAGUGGACUGAAAGGAGCUGCUUUGGAUCACGUUCCUGUAGGAAGAGUUGGCCCUACAGACUCCACAAGGCCAGGAAAAUCCUCUCUGAUAUAUACUAGCUGCCAGGAUGACACACGAAGAAGCUGAUCUUUCUGUUUUCCCCAUAAUCUAUAAGUUCCCAGCAUCACAGUGCCUUGUCACAAUUACACACAGUUUUUGGAAGGCCUCUGGGCACCUGGAGGAGGUUCUGCCUUCUCCCAGACCACAAACUGUUGAGGGUUGUAAAGGUCUAUUCUGGCUUCUCAUUGGCAGAGGUGAAGUGGGUGAAAAAGGAAGGAGGGGGGCAUUCCAGCUGUGGCACCUCCACCUGUGGAAUGUCGUCCACAGGGAAGCUGGACCGAGGGUGCCAACAUUGUUUUCUUUUAGAUGUGAAAGCCUUAUAAUUUCCCCUGGGGCUUUUUGAAGCAGAGAGUGCCUGGUGAGCUAAAAUGAAGCCUUCCUGGAUCUUACCAGAAAGUCCCUCUGAUUGUACAGGAGACCCUUCAGACCUGAAUCGAAGGCUGCCCCCUACCUAGCAGCUGAAAGGCAAAGGACAGGGAGCCACUGUCCUUAGUGAAUGCACUGCUGCCUUCUCUCUCAGCCUCCGCCUCCUUUUGUUCCCUCUUUAGAGACCGGGGCUCCCACUUACUUUUUUGAGUACCAGCACCGUCCCAGUUUGUACCACGAUACCAAACCAGACUACGUGAAAGCGGAUCACGCAGACGAAGUUGGGUUCGUCUUUGGAGGGCCGUUUCUCACUGGUGCCAUUCGCCUGCAUGGUAAAGAGCGGCUAUCCUGUGACUCAGGACUCGCUUUUGGGGGAGGUUGCUGCAGGGCAGGGCAGCUUCCAGGCACAGGAGGCAGGCAUUGUGCCCCCCCCCCCCACAAGCCAGUUGGGUUUGCCAUAAUCUGCAGUGCUGAAACCCUUCUGGCAUGACAGGGAUUUGGUGCUUACAGAUUACGCUAAGAAUUGGUGGCAGAGGUGGACAGACUGAUCACCUGCCCUGUUCGCUUUUCUAAUUAACAGUUUGCAUGUUGUUUUCUAGGAAUAUAAUACAUUCAAAGUGAAUUGAAACCAAAGGGUGAUGUAGCAAGGCUCCCUCUGGGCGCAAAACAUGGGAAGGGCCUGAGCGGUUCUUAUAGGGGUGGCCCACUUUCUGGGGCUCUGCUGGGCAUCUAACCAACAAUGGGGAUGGGGGAAAGCAGAAGCAGGAAGAAGCCACUCCCACCUGUGGGCAGUAGAGGGCGCACAAGGACCAGAAAACCCCCCAAACCAGUUCACCUUUAACUGGGGGUGGGGGGAGGAUGGGGAGGGCACCUCCUUCUUCACAGCUAGGCAAGAGAAGCUAGUAGGAUACUGGCACUCAUCCAAACUAGCAGCUCCCCCCCCCCCCCGAAACCCAAUCUUUACUGCCGAAUUGGAGAAAACAUCUCCGGAUUGAUGCCUGCUCCAAUUUAUUGCUAAAGAGCAGGUUUUCCUGGACAAGCGGGAACCUGCUCAGACCCACACAUUCGAGGCACAGGACAAGUGCAACUCUGGAUGAGCCCUGGGCUGUGCUUCAAGGGAGGCUCCCACCUCCAGGCCUUCGCCAUGUCUGCCUCUCUGGGAGGCAGCUUGCCCCCUCACUUUCCCCUCUCUGCCAAGAGUUUUGAGUGGCCUUUUCUCCUCCUGCAGUCCCCUUUGGGCACUUGGCCUGGGGCAUGGCUCCGCCACAACCCCAGGACACCUGGCCCGUCACAACACUUCUGCAGCCUCUGCCUUGACAUGGACAAAUCUAAAUAUUCAUGUGAGGUUUCCCUGCCCAUUUCAGAACAGAGCAUCACCAGCCACGUGACUCAGGGCUGUCAGGCAAGACUACACAUUGAAACAGACCUUCUUUGGAGAUCACUCGUAGCUGAGUAAGAUUGUCUUUCACGAACAUAGGCUUAAGUGAGUCCGUUAAGUGGCUGUGAAGGCCAAGGUUUCCAGGCAGGUGUUGAUCAUGGACAGGGUUUGCAAACAUGCCUUCCUUUAGCUUGUUUCUCCUUUUAGCCCUGAGUUCAUGCUUCUUCAAAGUCCAUGACACCUUUGGUAAAGGUUGUUCUCCAAUUGGAGUGCUUGCAGAUCACUACAAAUGACAGGCACCUUUUCACGCACCAGCUUUUCUGCAGAUAUUCUGAUGGAUGCUGCAGCAUGUGUGCCCCCCCCGAACUCCCCCUGCCCCCCCCAUUCUGCUUCAGAGAAUGAAUUACUGAACUGGGUUGGGUAACCAUUGGGAGUGGAUUUGUAUUUGCAGCGAUCCCAGCUGUGUAAUGAACUUCCCUCCCUCUAUUCUUCAGGUGAUGCCACGGAAGAGGAGAAAGUUCUUAGCAGAACCAUGAUGAAAUAUUGGGCUAACUUUGCUCGCAGCGGGUGAGUCAUGGGCCACCGUGAUAAUUAUGGGGGUGUGGUGUGGCUGGCUGGAAGGCAUGUAGGAUGCCUUGGCAGACAUGACAGAACAGACAUUGUCUGUUGUUGGUUUUGCUCCUAGAAACCCAAAUGGAGAAGGUUUGGUAGAGUGGCCGGCCUAUAACACCCAGGAGCAGUAUCUAGAGAUAAAUCUGAAGCAGAAAGUCUCAAUGAAGCUGAAAGAGAAAAAAGUGGAAUUUUGGCUAAAGACUGUCCCUGAGAAGGUGGAUGAGGUGAGAAGAAAACACACAGAAUUGUAAUUCACAAGCAGCUAUGGACAAUAAAUAGAGCACCAAAAUGACAAAUGAUAGUUACUUGUUAAAAUAUAUUUUUCCACAAAACAAAUACAGCAUAUUUCUUUAUUCUGAGCUGCAAAAUGAUGGAGAGUAGGUAAUAUAGAAAAAUUAGUUAAAUAAACAUCUCUAUUUUGUAAAUUAUGUUUAUUCCUUUCCUGCAGGAGGUAUGCACAUUGUUACUAAGCCUAGAUAAAAGUUACCUUUUGUUUAAUGCAAUGUUUAGUUUCAGAUCUUUGCAUUGUCAAAAGUAUACAGUAACAUAGUUCUGAUUUACAAAACUUGAAAAAUAAUUAUAAAAAUGAAUAUAGUGUUACAUUUAGACUUUCAGAAUAAAGGGAUGCCAUUUUUUGGUC
Podarcis lilfordi (Lilford's wall lizard) is the source of this 16527-nucleotide messenger RNA. Lineage: Eukaryota; Metazoa; Chordata; Lepidosauria; Squamata; Lacertidae. The record is from the annotation of a GenBank genome assembly.